UCUCUCAUUCCUUUAAAGCCUUUACCAUCUCUCAUUCAUCAAACUAACCAAAUUCAAACACAAAAAAAAUGUCCUCCAACAUCGCUCAAAAGGCUGUAGCUGUACUCCUCCGUGGCCAAGGAUGCGCUAACAGUCUCAAGACGCUCCUCCAAAACAACAAAUCAAGCUCAGUUUCAACCGAGCAGCUCAUCAACACCAUUCUCAAUUCUUUCUCACUUGCUCUCUCUUUUGUGGAUUCUCCUAAUCAUCUACCACACAAUGAGUCUUCUCUACAAAACAUGACAAGUCAUGUUCCCCAGAGACCAUCAAAGAAAAAAAAUUAUGGAGCAGAAGGUUUAGUGUUUUACAGAGACGAAUCCCCGACUCCACGGGAUGAUGGCUUCACCUGGAGGAAAUAUGGACAAAAAACCAUCAAAACCUCUCCGCACCAAAGGUUACCGGCUCUGUAUAUAUGUGCCUAUGCAAAAGACCAAAACUGCAAUGCUAAAAAGCGGGUGCAGAUGAUCCAAGACAGUCCUCCAGUUUACAGAACCACUUAUGUGGGAAAGCAUGUGUGUAAAGAUUUUGCAGUUCAUGAUGAUACAUACGGUUCUGAAAUGAUAAAAUUCGACCAAGUUGUAUCGAAAUCGGUUAUGCCUCAACUCGCAACGAUUGAGGAACAAGAAAUUACCAUGGAGGACGAAGCCACAGACCAUAUCAUGAACCAAGAGGGUGAUAUUAAUGAUUUUUUGGUGGAUGAUGACCAAUUUUGGGCUACUCAAUUUCCUCCAUUUUCAUUGGAAGACCUGAUGUUUUUUGACAAGAUUGCUAAUCUUGAUUAGAAUCCUUUCCAAGUUUUUGAACAAUAAAUCUAUCAACUUUUUUAAUAAUGUUCCCAUGGGGGAGAUUCAUAUUUACCGCCUUUUUUUGUUGUUGUUGCAAGAAGCUAUUGUUCUAAGCAUUUUCAAGCCAACGUAACAAGGUUAAUAUAUUGUAAUAGAAAACAUUUGUGAUGAUAUGGUAUUCAUUAUGAU
This is a messenger RNA of Arabidopsis lyrata subsp. lyrata, 1013 nucleotides long. RefSeq names its product probable WRKY transcription factor 64. The record is from RefSeq and is a predicted model, not a curated record. Lineage: Eukaryota; Viridiplantae; Streptophyta; Magnoliopsida; Brassicales; Brassicaceae. Gene Ontology annotation, molecular function: DNA-binding transcription factor activity; sequence-specific DNA binding. Gene Ontology annotation, biological process: regulation of DNA-templated transcription.